This is a messenger RNA of Corylus avellana, 2463 nucleotides long. RefSeq names its product C3HC zinc finger-like protein. Gene Ontology annotation, cellular component: nucleus. NCBI's taxonomy places the organism in Eukaryota, Viridiplantae, Streptophyta, Magnoliopsida, Fagales, Betulaceae. Gene Ontology annotation, molecular function: zinc ion binding. The record is from RefSeq and is a predicted model, not a curated record.
GUCAUUUCAAGAAAGCCUUUGGAGGCCUCCAGGCUCCAUGCUUAAGCACACAGAGCUUCUUGUUGUACCAUUCAAGAAAUUUCAGCCUUCAAGAAGGAAACUUGAUAUAAAGAAAACCGGAAAACAUGACUCAAGAUUCAGAGAAGAGGUUCGAUUCGAUCAUGGACAAGCUCUUCCACGCUCCCAAAUCGUUACCACCCAACUCCUCCAGUUCGUCUGGGGCUCAAUUGUCGAGAGGCAGAAAGCGUCCAAACACAUCAUCGGCGUUGGCGCUAAUGGAACCUAAAACGAAGCAGCAUUUAUCAGGUUCUGCUGGGACGUCGGAUGCUCCGCUGUGCAGGCCUUGGGACCGUGGAGACCUUAUGAGGAGAUUAGCUACUUUUAAGUCUAUGACAUGGUUUGCGAAACCCAAGGUAGUCAGUGCUGUGAAUUGUGCUAGGAGAGGCUGGGUCAAUGUAGACAUGGAUAUCAUAGCCUGUGAAGCAUGUGGGGCACGACUUCUCUUUUCUACUCCAUCAUCUUGGACUCAGCAGCAAGUUGAGAAGGCAGCCUUGGUAUUUAGCUUAAAGCUAGAUAACGGACACAAAUUACUCUGCCCAUGGAUUGACAAUGCUUGUGAUGAAGCACUCACACGGUUUCCACCUACAACACCUCCAAUUUUAGUCGAUAAAUUUAGAGAACGUUGCUCUGCACUCUCACAACUUUUGGCUCUUCCUGUAAUAUCGUCUUCAACCAUUGAAUGCAUGAGAAGCCCUCAGCUUGAGCAAUUUCUUGAACAAUCUUCAAUGCUAGAAUAUGGUGAUGGAUCUGCAAACAAUUCUCGACAAGAAUAUCGUGGUAGUGAAAGUGAUGCAGAUUCCGCUAAUUUGUAUUAUCAGGCACAAAAGCUCAUAAGUUUAUGUGGCUGGGAACCUCGUUCACUACCUUAUUCAGUCAAUUCCAUGGAUGGACCUGAUCAGUCUGCUAAAAAUGCCAAUGCAUUAAGUUCAUCUUAUUUAGUUGCUAAUAGACAGAACCCCAGCAUCAAUCUCGAGCCUGCUAGUAUGAAGCAAAUUAGGGAGGCAGAUGAAAAUUCCAAUAUUUCUACUGGAAGACAAUCUGAUCCAAAUUCUGUUGUUUUAGAUUGCAAGCUUUGUGGAGCUAGUGUUGGAUUAUGGGCUUUCCCUACAGUUCCACGACCUAUGGAAUUAUUCAGAUUAGUUGGUUAUGCAGAAGUCAAUAAUGAAAAUGAUUCUGGAACCCAUGAUUUAGGGAACGUGAAUCGUCUUGAUGAUAGAGCAGGUGUUGUGAGUACUUCAUCAAAUGGUGUAACAUCAUCAAAGGACAGACCAACAAAUUUCAAUUUGACUAUUGCUGGGGGUCCUCCACCUACAAGACAGAAUUUUAAAGCAACAAUUUCUUUGCCUGUUAUUGGCCAGAAUUUAAGGGCUCGGUUUUCUUAUGAUUCUGAAUUUAGAGAUCGUAUAUAUGUUAACCAAGAGGAUGUUCAAACUGAUUUUCAGAAUAAUAGUUUGCUUCUGGAGAAAAAUGACCACGCCCAGAACACCCAAGGAACACCUGAAGUUGGUGUGCGCAAUUCUAUUGAGGGGAGUCCGAUUGAGAGCACACAAAAUGUAGUACAGAGUUCCUGUCAGAAUGGUAAAAUGCCUGAAAAUAUAGAAAAUGUUAUACCAGAUACUUCAGCAGCAAAGGAUCCUGGUAGUUCUCAGGUUAGAGACCCUACUACUGUAGCACCAGAUGCCAAUACGACAAUUAGAAACUGUGAAAGUAGCAAAGAUGACUUGCCAGUGAUGGUUGCAUCUGGCAAUUGCAGUUUCGAACAGAUUUCAGGAAUAGAUGUAGCACAAAACAAAGCAAUUUCUUUAGCUACUAAUUGCAUGCCGAUUCCUGAAAACAGUGAAUUUGUGACCUGCAGUACAGGAAAGGAUCUGAAGAAAGUUGAGUCAGACAAAGCAAUGGGGUUUGACCCAAUCAGGCAACACAGACAUUUUUGCCCCUGGAUUACGUCAACAGGAAAUGGGGCAACUGGUUGGCAACAAACACUGUCUGCUUUACUACGUCAGAAAGGGUUUUCUCCUUCACCUUGGAACUCUCCAUCUGCCAACAUAAUUAAGGUGGAUGAUCCCAUUACUUCAGUUAGGAGGCUUUUCAUGUCUCAAUCAGCAAAAAGAAUGAAGACGACUCCUCUACCAAACGCUAGCACCAAGCAUUAGCCAGCUGAUUUUGCUGUGCAUCGAUGGAACCAUCCAAAGCGUCUGAUAUUUGAUCUCCUACCAUUUUUAUUUGGUAGAUUUCUUAUGAGCUUCAAGAUAAUGCAUUUUCUCUUGGCAUGCGAUCCAUUUGAAAACUUCUGAAAAUGUUGUAUUUGCUAGUUUACGGCGAAAGUAGUGCUUGAGAAUCUAACAGCUUGUACCUUAUUGAGGCAACUUACAAUAAUCAGAAAGAGUGUAUUAAAGGGUGUUU